CACACAAACAAAAUUAUUCUCUCGGUCUCUCUCAACUACUAUUCCCGUUUGUAUCGUGUAUGCAUUUACCUCCGCGGUAUUGUUGUCGCGACGCAGUUUACUACGGUACGGUUCAGGAAAUGUUCUUUAAAGAAUGGAUAGUCUUCAUGCAAAUUGCAACUUAUUUCUCCAGCUUCUUCCUACUACGCACACACAAGAUCUGAAGACGCCAAUCUAAAUUCACUAGUGUAGAGAAGCAACCAAUCGCCAUCAUGGCAGGCGGAGAAGGAGCGAAAGAGCGUCGUCGCUUGAAAAGAUUGGCAGCGCAAGAGGCAAAGAACAAACUUGAAUCUACUAAAUCUCCUCAGAAGACAGCACAUGUUGAUCAGAACGAGAAGAAGUACUCAAAGGAUCACAGCAACGGACAUACAACCAACGACUCGACAAGAAACUCCAAUGGUUGGGGGAAACAGAAAUUUAAUAAAAACAAGAAUUUUCAGAACAAAAGCAACGGGAAGAACAAUGCUAAGAAAUUGAACAAACCGAAAAUCAAGAAGCCAAAACAUCUGAAAAGAAAGUUGGAACAAGCUGCACACCAAGAUGUCAAGAUGAGAGAAACGAUUCAAAAAGAGAUCGAGGAAUUCGAAUCCAAGAAGAAGCUGUACUCGAAAAAUGGUAGCCACAAGCGACAGAAAACAACAACUCAUAAAAUGAGUGCUGAAAAUGACAAUGGGAACGAAGAUGCCGUAGAAAGGCUAAACAGAAUAAACRCAAAGAGGACAUAUCRCCAAACAAAUGAAGUUGCCAAUGAUGAUGCGGCAAUCAAACAACCGGCAGUCAUCGAGAACGAAGGUAGCAGCAGGAUGGAAAUUGAAGAAACUGUUGACCCGAAGGCCGAGAACAAGAAUGACAAAAUUGAUUCUGAUAGCACCUCUGAUGAAGGCGACUCAUCUGAUCUCGAAAGCACAGAAGAGAUUACUAUCAAAAACUCCUCUGUAUCUAUUACUAGUGAUGCUAGCGGAGAUAGGUCGGAUCAGGAUUCGUCGGUAGAGGAGGAGGAGAACGAUGAUACUGGAAAUUAUGUUGAAGAUKCUAGCGACAGCUCCGAUGAUUCUGAUAAUGACGAACCCAUACAACACCGCCAACGUGGCCGUCGAAGGCGUGGCCGUCAAGAUACGGCYAAAAAAAUUGAAGAAAUGGAAGCCUUGGAAAAGAGCAGAGCUGCUGUUUCCGCUGAUAGCAAACUCGAAGAUUCGAAAGAAGGAAAGAKUUUYGACAAGGAAAAGAAAAGAUAUUGCAUUGGUAGGAAACCUGUUACAGACUUCGUGAUUGGGCAGAGCUAUUCUGGAAAAGUGGUUUAUGUAAAACCAUUCGGAGUCUUUUUCGACAUUGGUUGCCAUUCGGAUGCAUUUUGCCAUGUAUCGCGCCUUUCUGAUGAUUACAUUGAGAAGCCCGAGUCAAAGUUCAAAGAAGGUGAUGAAAUUCCAAGUGUACGAAUUGUUGAAAUCGAUCGAAAGCAGAAGCGAAUAACUGUAAGUCUACAAUCCGAAAUCAGAAUGAAAGAUGAACGUAAAUCGAUCGAAGAUAGGCAAUUAAGGCGGGAAAAGAUGAAAGAAAAAGCGAAGAAAAAAGUAGUAGCAGCGGCCAGACAGCCUCAACUUUCAUCUAAGAUCAACUCUUUCGGUCAGAAUCCGUCGAGAAGCCAAGGUAAUUUUCAUGACGAAACAACCCUCGCUUCAAAGCGGAAGGAAUCUAUUUACAACAAGGCUCCUGGUGCGCCUCCGAAGAGAAACACCGAUUUAUCGAAAAUGACGCCUGCUGAGCUCAAGAGGGCUAGAAAACUUGCUAGACGAGCUGAAAGGAGAGCCAAAGCAGAGAGCGAAGCUCAAGAAGAUACCAAAUAGAGGUGACAUUUAUCUUGAUAACUAAUACUAUGGUUUAUUAUUGUACGCAUCCCAUGCAAUGAUGCUGUCCCUAUGCGAUUUACAAUAACGAGAACCUGUGGGGUUUAAGCAUGUAAAUCACGAGWACACAGCUAGUGAGCAACAAGCUAAACAAUUUACACUUUAUGGCAAAUACUGAUUAUGACACUGAAGCGCACACGUACAUUUCACGUUUUGURYUUUAUUCGGUUACUACGCGUAAAAUAACAAUUGAACUUUCGU
Pseudo-nitzschia multistriata is the source of this 2144-nucleotide messenger RNA. NCBI's taxonomy places the organism in Eukaryota, Bacillariophyta, Bacillariophyceae, Bacillariales, Bacillariaceae. The record is from the annotation of a GenBank genome assembly.